This is a messenger RNA of Perognathus longimembris pacificus (Pacific pocket mouse), 4990 nucleotides long. RefSeq names its product NSE2 (MMS21) homolog, SMC5-SMC6 complex SUMO ligase (gene Nsmce2). Gene Ontology annotation, biological process: protein ubiquitination; protein sumoylation; double-strand break repair via homologous recombination. Gene Ontology annotation, cellular component: nucleus; Smc5-Smc6 complex. NCBI's taxonomy places the organism in Eukaryota, Metazoa, Chordata, Mammalia, Rodentia, Heteromyidae. Gene Ontology annotation, molecular function: SUMO ligase activity; zinc ion binding; ubiquitin-protein transferase activity. The transcript is spliced from 6 exons. Bases 2988 to 3407 code for a protein of 139 amino acids. The record is from RefSeq and is a predicted model, not a curated record.
UUUUUUUUUAAAGAUAAUACUAUGUCCUUACACAGAGGAAGUGCAAGGUGGUUCUUUAACAUUCUUUAUAGUGGACCAGUUCCAUUCAUGAGGAUGAAUCUAGCCACCCCUUUAAAAGCUUUACCUCCUAAACCACUGCCUUGAGCAUUCAGAUUUCACAUAGGAAUUUCAGGAUAGAGCACAGUUUUGGAAUGAAUAUUAGAUGGAAAAGAAACAUUCAGACAGCAGUAUGAGGCAGAUGGAGAAGUAAAGAAGGCAUUGUAAUGGUGCAAACAGGUUGAACAAAAUCUUGAGAUGGGAUUUGUAACAAUGUGUGAAGGAGAGUGCCAGCCAAAGCUUUUUCACGAGUUCCUAUUUUCUUUCUGAGAAAAGUAAUUUUCCCCUCUUUGACUGUCAUCGAGCUUACAGCAAAUUUGUGUUACAGCUAUAGCACUUUCUCAUGUGGUUGGUUUCACCUCUGACUUCUGGGUUUUGGCCCGGAUUUGGAAGGAUUUGUAUUUUAUACCUAAGGGAUACAUUUGUGUUUAAAUUAUGUAAAAUGAUUCAUUUGCUGUAAUAAGAGUACAAAUAAAUAUUCUCUUUCACAAAAAUGUACAUCUUGAAAAGUGGCCAUUGGAUUUUUAAUUUGUAUUGGUAUCGGCUCCUUUGAUACAAAAUUUUAGCUCCUUUGAUAUGAAAUUUUAAAAUGCUAGAAAAUAGCAAUGAGUCCUUGUUUCAAAACCCAGACUUUAACAUAUGUAACAUUUUGCUUUAAUUAUUUUAGGUCUUGAUUUUUGAGAGGAAAUUCCAACAAAUAUGUAAAGCUUAGUGCACCUUUGGAUGACCUUUCAGAACCAGGGGAACUGAUUUGUUAUCCUUUACUUAAGAUACUCUCCUUGUUCUUCCAAAGAAUGAAAUCCAAUAGCUUUUCCUUGCUUUUGUCCUUGUUUGCCAGGCUAAGAGAAUAUGUCCCAUACUUUACUUUGCUAUGAUCUAUUUCCAUCAUACUAUUUUUUUUUUUUUUACCUGAAGUACUCCCCCUGGAUAAUUUAGACCUAAGUGCCUUAUUUCUGUGACCAUUGUGUUUCCUUUCAAUCAGAAAUUUUGGGGUUGAGGCCCCAGGGUUAGUGUUUCACCAGGUCUGCCUGGGGAUUUCGAUGGGCCAUGACUGCAGCCCAGGUGCAUCAGAAUUAGAAUUACAGAGAAGGCUUGUUAAGGUGUAAAUAAUUGGGGCCUGAGAGUUUGCAUUUCUAAUAAUUUCAGAGGUGAUGUUGGUUGGCCAGAGAACUAUUUGGGAGUGUUACAGAAUCUGUUGACCUUUAUUCUUUAGGAGGUAAGGAGAGGUUUUUGAGCAGGACGGUGACAUAACUUACAAAUAUAUAUUUCCAAUGGUUCACUGUGGCGAUUGUGUUGAUAAAUGGGCAGAAGUGGCAAGAUUGGGAAUGGGAGACCAGGUAGGAAGCUGUUGGAAGAAUUGGGAAAGAAAUUCGGGGAGUACAUGUGAUGUUUUAUGUAUUCAUUCUUUUGCCAGGGCUUUGUUAAAUAGCUACUGUGUGUGACACAUUGUUGCAGGUGCUUUGUGAACAAAAUAGAAAAGUCUUUGUAAGGAAUAUAUAGUCUAAUUGGGGACUAGAGACAAUAAAUAUGAUAAAUAAAAGAGUGUUGUUGGAUAGUACCUCCUGCAAGGAAAUAUAACCACAGAGGAAAGAGGUUAGGGAAUGUCUUGGAGGUGGUAACUGGCUGGGGCAGGGGGUCACUAUUUAUUGGGUGUCCACCAGCAGUCUUACGGAUGCAGUGAUAUCUGAAGGCAGAUCCUAGAAAAAUGAAAAUAUCUGGGGGACAGAUAUCCUGGCAGAAGGGACAAAAGGCAUAGUUUUGAGAUAGAACUGCAUUUGAUUUGCAUGAAGAAGGGAAGGAGGCCCAGGUCCUGAACCUUAGGGCACAAUAUAGGGAGCUCUGGACAAGAAAAAGGAAGCAACAGAGAUCGAGAAAAAGCCAGCAAGAUAGAAAGAACAACCAGGGAGGCAGGUGCAGAGAAUGCGCUAGGAAGGAGGGAGUGGUUAGCUGUGAAAUGCUUUUGCCUGAUUGUUCAAGGAGGCCAGGGCUGCAGCAGUGACCUUGGUAAGAGUGGUAAUGAGGAAGGAUAGAAGCCUGGCAGGAAAGUGUUCAAGAAAGAGUAGGAGGAGAGGGUUUGGAGAGAAAUAGAGAUAAGUGUAUAGGGGAGUUUUAAUGUGAGGGUGUGCACAGAAAUAGAGGUGGUAACCAGAAGGGAAGGUGGGAGGAUGUUUUUCUCUAAGAAGUAACUGAACAUUUGUUCCUUCUAGAGAAUGGCAGAGUGGGAAAAAUGAGUGUGCAUGAAAUCAUGGAGAAUUACUGGGGGAAUGUCCUAGAGAAGGAAUGGAGGACGAGCAUCUGGUGGGUAUGGGGAGGUGGCCUUACAAGCAGGGACAGUUGAUUUUACGAGAGAAAGAGAAGGCAGCAAAUGAGGAAACUGAGGCUAGUAGGUGAGGAGGGAAGCCUUUGCUUCUAUUUCACCAGUGAAAUAGCAAAUGAGGUCUUGAGCUCAGUGCAGAUGGAGGAGGAGGUGUUGGAAAUUUGUAGAGAAAAGAGUCAUCAAAGAGCAUUCUUUUAAGAAGCUUUCUAGAGAGCUGUAUACUCUACAGGACUUUAUGUCUUCAUUCCUACAUGCCUUUUACUGUGCUUUGAUGCCCCUCCCCAUUAAAUGUAUCCUUUCACAUCAGUUUCUAAGGCAAAACUAACCAUUUCCUUGGUUGUACUCCACUUUGCAGUAACUUUCCUGUUGUCUCCCCUACUCUACUGAUGAACCCCUCAGGAGCAGAAACUAUUCAGUGACUGGGAUACUGCUUGGCACAAGGCAGAUUUGUAUCAAAUUAGAGCAAAGAAAGCAGUGCUUGAAAAUGAAAAUCUUAUGACAGCUUAUCUUAUAAACCACUGCAUUGCCUUCCCAUGCUAAAAGCAGUGCCUGGUACUUACUAAGUAAUUUCAAGAUGCCAGGGCGGUCCAGUGCAAAUUCAGGCUCAACUGGUUUCAUAUCCUUCAGUGGUAUUGAGUCUGCUCUCUCUUCCCUAAAAAACUUCCAGUCCUGUAUCAGCUCUGGAAUGGACACAGUUUCUAGUGUUGCUUUGGAUAUUGUGGAGACUCAGACUGAAGUGAGUAGUGAAUACAGUAUGGACAAGGCCAUGGUUGAAUUUGCUAUGAUGGAUCGGGAGCUAAACCAUUACAUUAAGGCUGUUCAAUCUGCAAUAAAUCAUGUAAAAGAAGAACGUCCAGAAAAUAUACCAGAUUUAAAAUUACUAGUGGAGAAGAAAUUUUUGGCUUUACAGAAUAAGAAUUCUGAUGCAGACUUUCAGAAGAAUGAAAAAUUUGUACAAUUUAAGCAACAGCUGAAAGAACUAAAGAAGCAAUGAACUGCCAGACUGUUGUCCAAAGCGACUACGUCCUAUUACAUUCCCACCAGCAAUGUAUGAGGGUUCCAAUUGCUCCACAUUCUCGUCAACACUUGUUAUUACUGUCUUCUUGAUUGUAGCCAUCCUAGUGGUCGUGAAGUAGUGUCUUGUGUUGAUUUGCAUUUCCCUGAUGAAUAUUGUAAUAUUUACCAGUCUAGGGCAACUGUUUCAACCUUAUACUUUAAUAAGGAAAUUGAAUUGACUAUCUAAAAGGAAACCAUAGAUGAAUACAAAAUGAAUAUCAUUUAUGGGUUUAGAGUUAUAUUUUUUAAAAAAGUAAAAUGACUUAAAGUUAAGAUUAUGUCCUUAUCUGGGAAAUGUGUUUUGCAUUGUGAAUUCAUUCACAGUGUUCUGGGCCUUUAUCUGAGUCAAUAUCAAGUACUAUUACAUGACAUUUACUGGCUAAUCCAGACAGCACUUUGGUUAAAUCCUCAGUGUGAUGUCACCCAGCAAACACUUGAAAAUGGAGAUGCAUGUCUCUUCUGGUUUUAUCAGUUGAGAUUAGAGGUGGUUCACAACACACUGAACUUUUUCUCCUCUGUGAUCCAUCAGUCUGUGUCUCACUGUGGGCCAAUUAUAUGUCACCUGAAACUGCUUAAAAUAGGCUGGGCUUUCUUGAGUGUCAUCUUGCUGGGAUGACAUCAGGUUUUGGCUGCAGAGGAGGAAAAGAACCUUUUUGACUGUUUGCCUUCCUUGUUUCCAGUAAAAACACUGCCAUUUUCAGCCCUCUGCUUCCACUUCUUAGUGGUUUUCUAGACCAGUUGUACUUACUGAUUGGAGCCCCUAGUCUGUGUGUUUGUGUUUCUGUUAAAGAGAAAAUGAGAGGGGCAUUGGAAGGUACCUUUCAGAGUUUUGCCGUCUUGAUUUCAUCAGCUACAGAUGUGGAAAAGAUGAGGAAAGAAAGUCCAUUUGAUAAGGAAAAGAUGAGCUGAAAUGCAUUCUUCAGAAAGAGUCUUAGGAUCCCUCAGAGUAACCUGGUCAUCUCUGACCCAUGGAGGGAGGCACGUGUAACUCGAAGCUCCCCAGUGGGCUCUGAGCUCUUGCCUUCAGUGAGCUCAGCACAGAGAAGGCUUGAGAAGGACAAAGAAGGAAAGGGGAGAGUGGAUUGUUCGUCCCUAUAUAACAUAUCAUCAUAUGCUCUGCCUCAUUUCUUCCUUCACUUUGAGUAUAGGCUUAUGUGGCUCCAUUGGGGGCUGGCUGGAAGGAAUCACUAAGUUUAUAUGCAAAGCUUGAGCUUUGUCUGCUCCAAAGUAAAGGGAAGCCACAGAUUUAUGUAUUGAUAAAGCUGAAUUUUUAUGUUUGUUUUUUAACUUCUGUGAAUUCUGUUUUGAGGAUUAUGUUAACUAAAACAUUUGGAUGAAACUUAACUAAUCAUGACCCAGUAGUAAUUAUUGCCUCUACUAAAGCUCCUGAGUGGCUGAAAAAUCCUGAGCCUUGUGCCUUCAGAACUAUUAAAGAAGAGCUAAAUGAUAUUCAUUGAUGUAUCAUUAGGAAUUAUAGUUUAUGUUUCUGUUUUCACAAAUUAUUAGCCCAAUAAUAAUAAU